AUGCCUCCAAAAAAUCGUGGUCCAUGUGUUAUAACCGGCUGUACUAACACUGAUAAUGAGUUCAGAAGGUUAACUGAUUAUACUGUUGAUAAAAUUAGACUUAAAGAUGUAAAUAAUGAAUAUGGAUUUUUAAAAAAAGAUGAUCAAUUAUGCUAUAAGAUACAUUAUUUAAACAUAGUUGAACCAGACAGACAUAAGAAGUAUAAGAAAAAUGUCAAUAAUAAAAAAUUGACUGAAGAUGAUUUGAUUGGAGAAUCUUCGACUAAUGCUAUAACUAACAAUCAAAAAAAUGGCUUGGAUUGGUCUAAAAUCAAAAUAAAUACUGUUGAGGAUAAUGUUAUUAUAUCCAAAGAUGAUUUUAAAAGUAUAAUGGAUUAUAUUAAUAAUAAGAAUCAGAACAUUUAA
Messenger RNA from Entrophospora candida, 405 nucleotides. The record is from the annotation of a GenBank genome assembly. NCBI's taxonomy places the organism in Eukaryota, Fungi, Glomeromycota, Glomeromycetes, Entrophosporales, Entrophosporaceae.